Molecule: messenger RNA, 1910 nt
Organism: Archocentrus centrarchus (flier cichlid)
Lineage: Eukaryota; Metazoa; Chordata; Actinopteri; Cichliformes; Cichlidae
Product: aquaporin-4
Exons: 5
Coding region: 202-1134 (310 amino acids)
Biological process (GO): transmembrane transport; water transport
Cellular component (GO): basolateral plasma membrane; plasma membrane
Molecular function (GO): water channel activity
Source: RefSeq, a predicted model, not a curated record
CCCAGGGCACAAUGAGUGCAUCAUGUUCAUCUGACAGACCUGCUUUCUCCAACAACCCUGCACGCGCACAACCUGCUGCUCCUCUGUAAGUACUGCAGGCCACAGCAAUUACAACUUGUACAGUAGAUAAAAUGAAGCAUCAAGUGUCUCUGCUGGUUGAAAAAAAUCAUCUGGACGUAUGAAUAAAAUAUAUUUCACGGUAUGGGGACAAGGAGAGAAAGAAUACAUUAUUGCAUUCGGAGGGUGCUGUCCUGGUGUAACUGUCAGAACAUAAUGGCGGCAUUUAAAGGGAUCUGGACCAAGGACUUCUGGAGGGCUGUGUCUGGAGAAUACCUAGCCACACUCAUCUUUGUCCUUCUUGGCCUGGGCUCCACCAUCAACUGGGCUGCAGGGGAGGCAGAGCCUCCCCCAGCUGACCUAGUCCUUAUCUCCCUGUGCUUUGGCCUCACUAUUGCCACUAUGGUGCAAUGCUUUGGCCACAUUAGUGGUGGACACAUUAACCCUGCAGUCACUGCAGCUAUGGUUGUAACAAGAAAGCUGAGCCUGGCAAAGGCUGUGUUCUAUGUAGCAGCUCAGUGCCUGGGUGCUGUUACAGGGGCUGGGAUUCUCUACUUAGUCACACCUACUGCUGUCAGAGGGUUCCUUGGUGUGACCACAGUGAAUUCCACCAUAUCAGUAGGACAUGGCCUUCUUGUGGAGUUCCUAAUCACAUUUGAACUGGUUUUUACUGUCUUCGCCACCUGCGAUCCCAAACGCACAGACUUAGGUGGCUCUGCAAGCCUGGCUAUCGGCAUUGCCGUAGUAAUAGGUCACUUAUUCGCAAUCCCCUAUACAGGAGCCAGCAUGAAUCCUGCCCGUUCUUUUGGUCCUGCAAUGGUCACACUGAACUUUGAGAACCACUGGGUCUAUUGGGUGGGACCCAUUCUUGGGGGCAUCUUGGCUGCUAGUUUGUAUGAGUAUCUGUACUGUCCUGACCCUGAGAUAAAGAAGAGGAUGAACCAAGUCUUUAAAAAGGACCCAUCAGGGAAAUACAAGGAAGUGGAAACAGGGGACAUUGCCGUCAAGCCCGGCUCCAUCCAUAACAUCAGUGUAGAGAAAACUGAUUCAACAGGAGAAGUAUUACCCUCUGUAUGACUAUCACAUGCACUGGAAAUUGAGACCAAUUUAUAGAGCAUAAUCAUAAUCAGACUUUGAGGUUAUCCAGCUUAAGUCAGUCCCCCUCCAAAGACUAUGACUUUGAAGCAGGAAAAGUUUUCUGUCUGUUACACACCCAGACUGCACUGCUUUCAUUGUCAUAAAGCUUGCAUGAUGUUAAGGCUCAAAUUUCAUAAACAUCUGCACCCUGUUUAGUAUUCUCUGAAGGCCUCUCCAUGAAUGAUUUGGUGACAGUGUUGGCAUGCGGCGUACACUGUGCAUCCCGCAAUACAUCAAGUUAAGGACAUACGGGUAGGGUCAACCAAUUAUGUGAGGUCAUCAGACUGAAUUGGAGAAGUGUAGAAGAAAAUGCAGCCUUCUUAUUUCUUGGAUUUAUGUUGCACUUGGUCCUUAUAUGUAAUUAAAGUAGAGAAUUUCCUUAUAAUCAUCAGUCACAUUACAGAUCCCAAGAAAAGUAAGACAGCUCUGACAAGCAUUAUUAUCAGAGCCAGAGCUGUGUUACACUGCUCUCAAUUUUCAGUGCAUUAGGUUUGAGAAACAAACAGUUCGUUUUGAUUGAAAUGCAGCAUUUUGAUAAAAAUCCAACUCCACUUUUUGAUGUUUAUUUUUAUUAUUUUCCAGUUCAUGAAAAUGUAAUAUUUAUGGAAUAUUUACCUUGUUUUGUUUUAUAAAUCUAGAUUCUUGUAAUCAUUCGCUCUGCUGUACAUCAUGCUGUAAUAUGUUUAUCUAUGUUUAUGAUUUUAUGCUCAACUAAU